Messenger RNA from Parnassius mnemosyne (clouded apollo), 699 nucleotides. Lineage: Eukaryota; Metazoa; Arthropoda; Insecta; Lepidoptera; Papilionidae. The record is from the annotation of a GenBank genome assembly.
AUGUUUAUUGUAGGGCUUACUGGUGGCUUAGCUACAGGCAAAAGUACAGUACUUUCCAUAUUUCGUGACAACGAUAUUGCGGUAAUAGAUGCCGAUGAAGUUGCAAGAAAAGUUUUAGAACCAGGGACAAAAGCAUGGAAAGAGUUACGACAAUAUUUUGGAGAGGGGCUUCUAUACCCUGAUGGUAAAGUAAACAGAUUAAAGCUUGGAGAAAUAGUGUUUGAUGAUAUUGAAAAAAGGCGCAAACUUAACGCGAUUACACAUCCUAGAAUACAAAGGGCAAUGAUGAGCAUGGCUAUAAUGUAUUUUUUUUCUGGUCAUAAAUAUAUAGUCAUGGAAGUGCCAUUGUUGUUUGAAACUGGGAAAAUGUUAACAUUUAUGCACAAAAUUAUAACAGUGGUUUGCGAGGAUCACCAACAGCUUGAGAGAUUAUGCAAACGUAAUGACCUUUCUGAAGUAGUUGCUAAAAAGCGUAUAAGCUGUCAAAUGCCACUUGAGCAAAAAGUAGCAAGAUCUCAUUUUGUCAUUGACAAUUCUGGAGAUAUUGCAAGCACUGUGCAUCAAACAGAAUGUAUAAUAAGAUUGCUCAGAAGAUCAAAAUUUACGUGGUAUUUUCGAGUCAUUAUCUUAAUUGGUUUUUUAUCAAUAGCAUUUGGUGCGGCAAAUAUAAUCAGUAAUUUAUUUAGUAAUAAGACUUAA